Messenger RNA from Epinephelus lanceolatus (giant grouper), 412 nucleotides. The record is from RefSeq and is a predicted model, not a curated record. Lineage: Eukaryota; Metazoa; Chordata; Actinopteri; Perciformes; Serranidae.
CGCCAAGACGCCAGAAUCAUCGUCGGCCUGUUUUAUGAGACGGAGGCCAGGAAAGUCUUCUGUGAGGUGUACAAGGAGAAGCUGUACGGGAAGAAGUACGUGUGGUUCCUCAUCGGCUGGUACGCAGAUAACUGGUUUAAGAUCAAGGACCCGUCUAUUAACUGCACCGUGGAGCAGAUGACGGAGGCCGUGGAGGGUCAUGUGACCACUGAGAUCGUCAUGCUCAACCCAGAGACAGUGCGCGGAGCCUCCAACCUGCAGCAUAAAAACAUCUUUAAAGCAGCAUCAGUGUGUUUCCUCAGGAUCAUCCUCAGUUUCCUCUGCAGCCACACACCUGCUGUCGAGGGUUUCAGUGAUGCCAAAGCAGCAGUCGGCUGUCGUUUCACCCAGCUUGUUUUUAUAGCGGGGCAGA